GGUUUUAUGUGGGUAGCCGGAAUAGAAGCAACUUCGGCCGUGGGACUCGCUGCUGUUGCAUUUUACGGCCUGACUUUUCGGUUGCCAGCGAUAUGGUAACCGAGGGUUGGAUGUUGACAGCCGGCUCGCUCUGUCCCUGCGUCCUUUUUUCUCUUUGGCAUUACUUGCCGCACCCUUCAUGUUCAAACUUGAGAAUUCAGGUUUCAGUUCUCACCAUGGCCAUCACUCAGUUUCGGUUAUUUAAGGUUUGUACCUGCCUAGCAACAGUAUUCUCAUUCUUAAAGAGAUUAAUAUGCAGAUCUGGCAGAGGAAGGAAAUUAAGUGGAGAUCAAAUAACUUUGCCAACUACAGUUGACUAUUCAUCAGUUCCUAAGCAGACAGAUGUUGAAGAGUGGACUUCCUGGGAUGAAGAUGCACCUACAAGUGUAAAAAUUGAAGGAGGGAAUGGGAAUGUGCCAGCACCACAGAAUGCUCUGGAACAGCUGGAACCUGAUUAUUUUAAAGACAUGACACCAACUAUAAGGAAAACUCAGAAAAUUGUUAUUAAGAAAAGAGAACCGUUAAAUUUUGGCAUCCCAGACGGUAGCACAGGUUUCUCCAGUAGAUUAGCAGCUACACAAGAUAUGCCUUUUAUUCAUCAAUCUUCUGAAUUAGGGGAUUUAGAUACCUGGCAAGAAAAUACUAAUGCCUGGGAAGAAGAGGAAGAUGCGGCGUGGCAAGCAGAAGAAGUUCUGAGGCAGCAGAAGAUAGCAGACAGAGAAAAGAGAGCAGCAGAACAACAAAGGAAGAAAAUGGAAAAGGAAGCACAGCGGCUUAUGAAGAAGGAACAAAACAAAAUUGGUGUGAAACUGUCAUAAAAACUCUUCAUGAGAUGUCAUAGUGCCAGUAAGAAGCAUCCAAGCUCCACAACCCCAGGCAUCAUUUGUAUGGAUAUGAAAGUAUUUUCAGAAUACAAAGACAUUACUUGAUUUUAAUGCAUUUACCAGGACACCCAAGAUUCUCACAAAGUUUCUUGGAGUCUCAGUUGAAAUCUUCAUGACUGAGACUCAAGAGAACAGAAGACUUAUAGGAGAUAAUAUUUUCUUCAACAUGCUCCAAACAUGAGACAGUUGUUUGCUGUAGAGAAAUUAUUACAAAUGGAUUGUUUAAGUACCUCUCAAGCUAGUCUUUCUAGCUGAAUAAAUGGGUGUAAAUAGUUUUAUGAUGGGAAAGAACUCUGCUAUCUAUUAUGCUUUCCUGCAAUGUGCAUAAUUAUAAAAUAAAUAGUUUUAAUAUU
Messenger RNA from Ochotona princeps (American pika), 1276 nucleotides. It is a transcript of the gene EBAG9, whose product is annotated as estrogen receptor binding site associated antigen 9. The coding region runs from base 93 to 857 and encodes 254 amino acids. The transcript has 7 exons. The record is from RefSeq and is a predicted model, not a curated record. Lineage: Eukaryota; Metazoa; Chordata; Mammalia; Lagomorpha; Ochotonidae. Gene Ontology annotation, cellular component: secretory granule.